AAGGAGAGAACUUCCACUACUUCAAACAGAAUUUGAAUAGAGUCUUCCAUGUGCGUCACAUCUUGACCUUUUGCUUAUAAAUGGAAACCCACAGGCUACGGAGGGAGUGAAUGUUUAUGUAGUGACAGCCUAUUGCUGCCUUGGGCACUCAGAGUCAUAGCAGGGCGCGUUAAUGUUUACACAGCAAAAGCCAAUCAUUUUAAAGACCUGUCAGUGAAGGCCUGCCUCCCACCUGACAGGCUCAGGAUCAAACUGGAGAGGAGCUAUAAAGUUGCCUGAGGGAGGAGAGAGGAGAUUAAACCAUGAGAGCGCUUUGCUAGCUUGUAGUCCCAAAGCAUGGCACUGCCACACUGCAUGACACCCACUGACCUGUCAGCAGAGAAGAAGGUCAUCAAGAAGAAAACCUGGAGAAACAGAAUACGACUUUUCUUGAAGAAAAACUCUUCCCAGCCAAUAUUACAUCUAAUGAAAAAUGGAUCCUACAGGCCAAGUGCUGAUGACGUGACCCAAUGGGCGCAGUCACUUGACAGACUACUGAGUCAUAAACAGGGCAAAACUGUCUUUUGCAUCUUCCUUAAGUCUGAGUUCUGUGAAGAGAACAUUGAGUUUUGGACAGCCUGUGAGGAUUUCAGGACACUCACUUCACACAAACAGCUGGUGUCCAAAGCCAUCAGCAUUUACGAGGAGUUCAUUAAAAAUGAAGCUCCCAAAGAGAUAAACUUGGAUUUCCACACUAAAAAUGCUAUAGUCCAGAGCCUCCAUGAUCCAACUGCAACUAGCUUCCUGGCAGCUCAGAGGAAAAUCUACAGUCUGAUGGAGAACAACUCCUACCCAAGGUUUAUCCACUCUGACCUCUACAAAGAACUGUGUGCAGCUGCCAGAGCAGAGGGCAAGCGCAUUAAGUCCUAGUCAAACUAGAUACCAACUCCUGAAGUCAUUUGUUUACCAUGGUGACUGUGAAUAGAUCACUGAUGAUUUUCAUUCCAGCCACUGCCUUGGGAUAAUAGUUCGGAAUGCAAAUCCUGAGCAUAAAUAGCAAUAAACAAACAGCUGAAUAAUCAUCCCAGUAAUGAUGCUGGGAAGAUUAGGCUGCAUGUUACUGUAUAUGCUGCUGCAGGCGCCACGUGGAGCAUUUUGGCCAAAGGGGAUUAAAGUUACUUAUUUUGCAAAGCUCUUGCAGAGCCACUGCAUUCAAAGCUGUCAAAGCACCGCACUUAACUGUCUCUUGCUGCCAGUGCUGCCAGAAUGUCUUUUCUAUGAUAUGUACUUGAAGACUUUGUACAUCUGUCGCCUCAGACUUCCUAUGUGACCAACCGUUUAGCUCUGCUGGACACACAACAGUUUACACAAAAAGCGCAAUUUGAAUAUAAUAUUUGCAAUAUUCACUGACUGUAUGUGGCCUGAAAUCACUGUGAAUAUGUAUAUAUUGUAAAUAUGGCAUGAUGUGUUGAAGGCGAAUUUAAC
Molecule: messenger RNA, 1464 nt
Organism: Monopterus albus (swamp eel)
Lineage: Eukaryota; Metazoa; Chordata; Actinopteri; Synbranchiformes; Synbranchidae
Gene: rgs2
Product: regulator of G protein signaling 2
Exons: 5
Coding region: 337-909 (190 amino acids)
Source: RefSeq, a predicted model, not a curated record